Haliotis rufescens (red abalone) is the source of this 1778-nucleotide messenger RNA. RefSeq lists its product as uncharacterized. The transcript has 5 exons. Bases 1 to 717 code for a protein of 238 amino acids. Lineage: Eukaryota; Metazoa; Mollusca; Gastropoda; Lepetellida; Haliotidae. The record is from RefSeq and is a predicted model, not a curated record.
AUGGAGCCGUUAUUAAGUUUGGAACGGAUCAGUGACCUGUAUAAGAGUGAAAAUAUUUCAAAUGGGAAAGAUGCAAAGCAGAGUAGUAACUAUGAAAACUAUUAUGCUGCCCAGGCUCUGAAUAGAAGUUAUGCAUCUAGCGGGUCAGUAACGGAACGUAGCAUCCAGUCCUGGUGGGAGGUGGACCUGAGGGGCUACUUCACCAUCAGCAACAUCACCCUCACAGCAGCCACCGUAAGGAUCAGGUAUCUAGACAUGAGAAAUGCCUUCGUGGAGGUGAUGGACAAAGAUGUCAGCCUCUGCUCUGAUGUCCAGGUGGAGUGGUGUGGGAAUGUGUCUAGCACGGUCACUGCUGGGGAAGAGUUCACCUUCACCUGCAAUGCCACAUUCCCUGUCCGCUUUGUCCGUGUCACAAGGCCAUCUACCACCAAUGUACACCUCAUUAUCGGACAUGUGGAUGUUCAAGGGAAGGGGGCUAAGAAGCCACAUCAUUCCUACUACAAACCCUCCAAGAGCAAGAAGGUGUCUCAGCCGUUCCUGACCACGACAGCCAUGACAGCCGGAGACUGUGGCAUCAUUUGUCACCAAUAUCAUUCAUGCACCGCCUUCAGCUACAGUGCAACGAUCCCAACUGAUGAAAACUGUCUGCUGACUGACAAAGUAAUGUCUUCAUCUGACGACAAUUCUUGGACAACCUACACUAUUUCCUGUUUGUAAACAUUCAACUUAUAGAUAGCAAGCUUCUCCCACACUUUAUGACCCUAAUGUUUGAAGUAAUACAUAUACUCCCGUUGACCCAAGAACAAGCUUAAAUGUAAGAUAAUUUUUUUGUAAGUUGUCUAAUAUUUGUCCAAAAAUUUAAAUACUUUUCAUAAAGUAUCAUGUUUGCCGUUGUGUCAUAGGAGUCUGGGAUUAAAUGGAUCCCAGUACACGUGCUAUUAAUUGGAUGAACUCGGGGAUUUGUUGAUUUCGUGUCAUUCUACAAUGACGGUUUUGUUUGCCUCAUCAAUAUUUGAUUGUUUUGUACCAAAAUCAAGUUGACGCAAAAUGACGUAACAUCAUGUCAUUGGGCAUUUGAGGUCACCUAUUGCAUUCAACAUCAUCUUAUGCAAUCACACCAUACGCUAACUCUGAUUAACAGUUAGUCAUCAAUUCCCGCAUGUACCUAUGAUGAUAAUGACAAACUCUUUGGCCCACACAAUCAGUUCGGUAGGUCGAAAUAUGACAAAAACAUUAAGUCCAUUUUCAUAUUUAUUUCCUCAGUGUUAGGUAGGUAAUGAAAAGAGAUAGAACAAGAGGAACUAUUUCUCCAUUAUGAGUUUACUGUAAUGGAGAACAUCCCGAACCACUGAUAAGUUUUUCAAGACACCAAACCUGUCUUGCAGACAGGAAUUAUUAAGCUUGAGGCAAACCAAUCUUUCCCGUAUUUUCUGGAGUGAAGAAUAAAGCUCCCAUUAACGAUGCCUGGAGAGUGGAAGGCCGGUUGUUCGAUCCCCGGACGUGUCAUACCAUGAGACGUUAAAAUAUGGUACUACAGACAGACGUUAACGAGGGAAGGAAACAUGAUUUGCCUCCUAUUAGCUAAAAUUGAGUGAGUGAGUUUGGUUUAACGCCGCUUUUAACCUUUAGCUAAAUUGGGUUUACUUAGAGACCAUCAUUGUUGCGUUGUCUCUCGCUAAACGCACUUUACACUCUCAGUUGUGUUAAAGGUUUGUAGUCAUAUUAAUGUAUUAAUUAUACAAUGAGACUUACACUUUAUAUUAUUUGGGAAAUUCUAC